GAAAAGUAGGUUUCUCAUUCCUCAUUUUCCAGGCCCCUGCUGCAACCUGUGGUUAGUUCUCUGUCUGCCCCUGCAGGACUGCAUUUUAAGGAUUCCAGCAGCUCCUUGUGCUCCUCACUAUGGCUGCUGCUCCCCUGGGGCUACCCCCAGUCAGGCUUAAUUGGGAAAAGCCUGGUUACUAUAGGGAUGAGAACCAGAGAAUCUGGAAGGUUUUAAGCCUGCAAUUUACUCCCGACCAUCCAACUCAUAGCAACCCUGAUGACCGUUUAAGUGUCAGGUUGUUGCAGGUGGGCGAAUGCUGCCUGGGGCACCCUCCUCCUAUGUUCUCAUGUUUGGACUGUCUCCCCAUGACAUGGAAGAAUCUUUCUCUGGAAUUAUACAGCGGGUCAGACGCAAGGUUGUGGAUAAUAGUGGAACAUGACUGGCUUGGAGACAGAGAGCAACUGGAACUAGAGAUGGGGAACAAAAUUGGUCGAGGCAUCCAUUCAUUUCCCAGGCGCAUGCACACUCGCUGAAGAUUUUAUGAUUCUGCUUCUCUGCGUAUUCCCCAAGUUUCCAGUUUCCAGUUUCUACUGCGUGGCCCAGCCCUGAACUUCACAUGAUCUGCUUCUGUGAGCCUGGCUGUCUGUGUCCUGAGCCUUCUCACUUCCUGGGUACAGCUGUGACUUUCUUGUCUCCUUUUGCCUCUGAAGCUGAACUUACAGAUUGUCCUUCUAAGGACCUUUCAUCAUUUUGAACUGCUCCCCUGGACUCCCAGUACAGCAUGCCCCUCGGGUGACUCUGAUCUGGAGGCACCUGUGGAGCAGGUAUGGAUGGGGACUCCAUGCCCUGUGGAUCUCUGAGCUAACAAUGCUGGCUGGAAGUUGACCUGGAGCUGGGCAGAGGACUCUGUGCUCCGUGCUUGAAGGCACAAUGGGAUGUGCACAGGGAGCAUCUGGUCACUUCUCCCACGUGCUCAGGACUUGGCUUCCAGAAGUGAUGCUGACCCUAAUCCCUAGCCAUACUUGUUUUUAACUAAUUAAACUUACUGCUUUUACUUAA
Molecule: messenger RNA, 1041 nt
Organism: Mesocricetus auratus (golden hamster)
Lineage: Eukaryota; Metazoa; Chordata; Mammalia; Rodentia; Cricetidae
Product: protein TCL1B2-like
Exons: 4
Coding region: 120-515 (131 amino acids)
Biological process (GO): positive regulation of peptidyl-serine phosphorylation
Molecular function (GO): protein serine/threonine kinase activator activity
Source: RefSeq, a predicted model, not a curated record